Messenger RNA from Nicotiana attenuata, 711 nucleotides. RefSeq lists its product as uncharacterized. The record is from RefSeq and is a predicted model, not a curated record. The coding region runs from base 1 to 711 and encodes 236 amino acids. Lineage: Eukaryota; Viridiplantae; Streptophyta; Magnoliopsida; Solanales; Solanaceae. The transcript has a single exon.
AUGAGGGAUGUCUGGCAGAAACUAAAAAGAGUGAAGCAGGCUAUGAAGGUCUUAAACAAUAAUGAGUAUACUGUUGUUGGUGACCAGAUCAAGGUAUGCAGGCAAAGACUAAUUGGUUUACAAGAACAAAUGAAGGUUCCUGGUCAAUAUGACGCCCUAAUAGCUGAUGAAAAAGAACUGAAAGUACAGUUGGAGAACCGGUUAGGGGUGGAGGAAAGUAUUAUGAGGUGGAAGUCAAGAGUAAAAUUAUUAAAGCUAGGUGAUGCCAACACAUCAUAUUUCUUUGCAAGUAUGAAAAACAGAUGCAUCCAGAACAAAAUCAGAAGACUAGUAAAGUGUAAUGGGGAUACAGUGCAAACAAGGCAGGGAAUUGAGGAGCAAGUGAUAGAGUUCUACCAACAACUAUUAUGUUCCUCGGCAAAUGAGUUGCUUGCUAUUAAUCCAGCUGUCAUGAGAGAUGGUCCUAUGGUGAACAGAGUGCAACAAAUGCAACUGAAAAUAGAGGUAUCAAAGGAGGAGAUAUAUCAUGCUCUAAAAGGUAUAAGUGAUAACGAAGCCCCUGGAUGCGAUGGCUUCAAUGCUCUAUUCUUCAAAAAAGCUUGGCCUGCAAUAGGAGACACAAUUACAGAUGUAGUAAUGGAGUUCUUCUCAAGUUCAAUGACGAGGCCAAUGUGUAUUGGAAUUUUCUGCUCGUACUCUGUCAAAUUCUAA